This is a messenger RNA of Dictyostelium purpureum, 827 nucleotides long. RefSeq lists its product as uncharacterized. The coding region runs from base 51 to 764 and encodes 237 amino acids. The record is from RefSeq and is a predicted model, not a curated record. Lineage: Eukaryota; Evosea; Eumycetozoa; Dictyosteliales; Dictyosteliaceae. The transcript has a single exon.
UUUUAUUAAAAUUUAAAAAAAAAAUUUCUAUUAAAUAUUGAAAAAAAAAAAUGAAAAAAAUAAUACACAAAACAAAUAAAAUAUAUAUAAAUAAUAAAAUAAAACAUGGGGAAUUUACAAUCACAAUACAGGUCGAGAAAUAUUUCACCAAAGAAAUGAUGCAAAUGAUCCAAAAUGUAAACCCUGAUAAUACUAUGGAUUUCUCGUCUAUUAGUUUUCAAGAUAUAUAUAAUAAAAAAAUGCAUAUAGUAACAAGAGUAGAUAAUGAGAUUGUAGCAUACCAUCAGCUCAUUGAUGCCCGCCAUUGUUUGCUUAAAGAUGUUCUAUCGCGUAUAAAAAUUUCAAAUGAUGAAAAAGAAAACUACAAUGUAUUAUUAUAUAACUUUUCCUGUGUAAAUCCAAGAUAUAGAAACGGAAAUCUAUUUUGUUUUUUAAAUUAUAUAGUUGCUUAUAAAUAUGCUAUUGAAAAUGACUUUAGUUUUAUUUCACAAUUUGUAAGAGUGAAUUCAACACUAAUUAAAUCGAUUUCUGAAAAAAAUGGUUUGAAGAAAAUUGUGCCAUCGUCAUUUAGAAUUAAAGAUUGCUGGGACUCCUAUUACUCAAAUAUUGACGUUCAUUUAUAUUUAAGUGACAAUUUAAAAAAAAAUCCCACUCUUUCCACCUACACAAUUAAUAAUUUAUUAAAUUUAGCCCUAUUUAAUGAUAGAAAUAAUUUUUUUAAUUUAUUAAACAAAAAUUUAUUAUUUAAUCAGGGAAAAUUAUAAUUUUAAAAAAAUAAAAAAAUAAAAAAUAAAAAAUAAAAAUUAUUUGAAAUUUUCGAAUUAUCU